Messenger RNA from Phalaenopsis equestris, 1363 nucleotides. Its product is annotated as 2-methylene-furan-3-one reductase-like. Gene Ontology annotation, molecular function: oxidoreductase activity, acting on the CH-CH group of donors, NAD or NADP as acceptor. The record is from RefSeq and is a predicted model, not a curated record. Lineage: Eukaryota; Viridiplantae; Streptophyta; Magnoliopsida; Asparagales; Orchidaceae. The transcript is spliced from 4 exons.
CAUGGCUCACGUUAUAAAACCAAAGAGGCCCUCCCGCAUCGGAUUUCUUCAGCUCAGGAUUUAUUUUUUCUUGCUCGCAGUUCUCACGCAGAAGCCAUUACUCCAAUCCAAUGUCUGAAAUUCCUUCGAAGAUGAAGGCAUGGAUCUAUGAAGAGUACGGGGAUGUGAAGGUCUUGAAGUUAGAUGACGGGGUUUCUGUGCCGGAGAUAAAAGAUGACCAAGUGCUUGUGAAGGUUGUUGCUGCGGCACUAAACCCUGUGGAUUUUAAGAGGAGACUAGGGAAGUUUAAGGCCACUGAUUCUCCGUUACCUACUGUUCCAGGAUAUGAUGUGGCUGGUGUAGUUGUCAAGGUGGGCAAUCAGGUGAAAAAGCUCAAGGAAGGAGAUGAAGUAUAUGGAGAUAUCAAUGAGAAAGCUUUGGAGCCUAAGAAGUUUGGAUCACUUGCUGAGUACACUGCUGUUGAAGAGAAAUUGCUUGCCAUAAAACCCAAUAAUCUGGACUUUCAAUCAGCUGCUGGAAUUCCUCUGGCCAUUGAGACAGCAAAUGAAGGCUUGGAGAAAGCAGACUUCUCUGCUGGUAAAUCUAUUCUAAAUCUAUUCUUGUAUUAGGCUGUAUUAGGCGGUGCAGGUGGAGUUGGAUCCUUGGUGAUUCAGUUGGCAAAACAUGUUUAUGGUGCAUCAAGAGUUGCUGCCACUUCAAGCACGGGUAAGUUGGAGCUAUUGAAAAGUUUGGGAGCUGAUUUAGCAAUUGACUACACCAAGGAAAACUUAAACGAUCUGCCAGAAAAAUUUGAUGUAGUGUAUGAUACUGUUGGGCUAGGCGACACGGGAGCCAAAGCAGUAAAAGAAGGCGGAACUGUGGUGGGAAUCACUGGUCCUCUUUCACCUCCAGGUUUCAUAUUUGUUCUCACUUCUGACGGAGCAGUUUUAACGAAGCUGAAUCCAUUUCUGGAGAGCGGAAAGAUUACGCCUCUUAAUGAUCCGAAGGGUCCAUUCCCUUUCUCGAAGGUGGUUGAUGCGUUUUCUUAUCUUGAGACCGGGAGAGCUACUGGUAAAGUUGUCAUAUACCCAAUUCCAUGAAGGUAGUUUUAUUUUCUCAGGAAAGUUGAGCUUUUAUAAAUAAAAUGACUUGUGUUGUAUCUGCAGUCGUUUGGUAAAUGUGUUAAGUCACCUUGAAUUUUAAUAAUUUGGGGGACAUAAAGGCUUGCUAGACUAUAAGAUUGUUGGUUUCGUUUCUCUUAGCAACUUACGGGCCUCUCUCAUUAGCCGGAAGUUUGAUUAGCUUUAACUGUGAAUUUAAUGGUGGACAGUAGUUUGGUUAUCUGUUUUCUGUCAGAAAUUAGUAAUAUUUUCAUGGUCUUUAA